This is a messenger RNA of Argentina anserina (silverweed cinquefoil), 808 nucleotides long. RefSeq names its product norbelladine synthase-like. Gene Ontology annotation, molecular function: protein phosphatase inhibitor activity; signaling receptor activity; abscisic acid binding. The transcript is spliced from 2 exons. Bases 224 to 700 code for a protein of 158 amino acids. Gene Ontology annotation, biological process: defense response; abscisic acid-activated signaling pathway. The record is from RefSeq and is a predicted model, not a curated record. NCBI's taxonomy places the organism in Eukaryota, Viridiplantae, Streptophyta, Magnoliopsida, Rosales, Rosaceae. Gene Ontology annotation, cellular component: nucleus; cytoplasm.
AUGAAUUGAGUAGCCUGUCACCGAAGGCAUCUUAACACAUUAAAUCCUGGCCGAACCUUAAUUGUCCUUAUAUACCAAAACCUAUCUACCUUGAGCUUGAGCUUCAUUCAGUCCUCAAGUUUUAGCUAUAAAUUGAAACCCGGCCGCUGCGCCCAGAGAGAACAGAAACACACACGGAUCGAAUCGUUAUCCCUUUCCUUGUCCUAUUGCCUUGCUCACAGAAAUGGUUAGCGGGACAGUUUCGCAUGAGUUGGAAGUGGAAGUCUCUGCGAGCCAAGCAUGGGAGCUGUAUGGCACUCUUGGGAUCGCUAGGCUCCUCGAACAAAAUUUCACCGAUAUAAUUGCCAAAAUUGAAGUAGAGCAAGGUGAUGGAGAACAAGGCACCAUUCUCAAACUAAUAUUUGCACCAGGGAUGCCGGGGCCAGGAUGGCACAAGGAGAAGUUCACAAUGGUAGACAAUGAAAAGCGGGUGAAAGAAGUGGAGGUGAUCGAAGGUGGAUAUCUGGAGUUGGGUUUUACUUUUUACUUAGUUCGCUUCGAAAUCAUAGAGGCCGCCACCCCUUCUUCCUGCAUUACGAAAAUUUCCAUUGACUAUGAGCUCAAGGAAGAGUCAGCUGCCAACGCCUCAUUUGCCUCGAUCGACCUCUUCGCAACUAUUGCCCAGAUUGCAAAAACUCAUCUCCUUAAAAACAAACAGUAACCAAAUUCAAUAUGUUAUUGUUUCAUGAAUCAGGUGUGAUCAAUAUCAUGUAAUAAUGCAUUAUGCAUCUGGAAACCAACUCAAUAUAUACAAUGAUUUAACAAUUAA